CGUUGUUCAAACAGAGUAGUUGCAUGUGUCGGAGCUCCAGGAUCGUUUCGUCCUAUUUCUUCUAAAAGUUUGCCGCUUGCAUGCUUUCUCAAACCUGAACAAGGUGUGACAGGGGAUGAUUUUGUGGACAUUGGAGAGCAAGAUGUUUACCUUUUGUUCCCCAAAAACCUCAGACUGAGGAAAUCCCUAAUUUCCAUUUUAAAACUAAAGGCAAGUAAACUGUCUGUUUGAUAGCAAGCUCUGUGUUUUUUUGUGGUUUCACAGACAUACUGCUGUCAAGUCAUGGUUACAGAAUAUAUCAUAUUUAGUUUCAUGAUCUUUCCCUCAAUCAGUCUGGAGUGGAAGCAGAAGACUUCCUAAAAAAUAAGCAGGGAAGUCAGCGGCAACACCUGAACAAAAGAGAUUCAGUGCUGUUGUAAGAUCAUCCCUGGGUGCAUCACAAAUGUGGACCACUGCCUGCAAGGGAGCGGAAAUUGACUGGAACCCUGUCAUAAGCAAAGUCUGUACCUCAUAAAAUUGUUUAAAAUCAAUAUUUCUAAUCAAAUAGUUUAAUUUCUCUAUUACUUUUUUACCACAUAAAGCACAAUGAGUGCUUAAAAUUUCAAUUCACAAGGUAAAACUGUGACGCCCGCUCCGUCCGUUCCUCGUGUGUGCCACGCCCCCUAAUUACCCACGUGUGAUUUCCUGAUCGUGCCCAGUCGUGUCUUGUUUCCUGCUGCCUUGUUCCAUGUAUUUAAGUUCCUGAUUUGUACUAACCCGUUGUCUGUCAUUGAUGUCAGUCGAUGUUCGUGCCCUCGUCCUUGGAAUUAAACCCCUCGUUUGCCCUGAUUCCCGGCUGUCUGCCUGCUUUUUACCCGCCUGCCCGCACGAUCGCCGCUCUGCCCGCUAUCGCUGCCGUCUCCCGUGACAAAAACACCAAAUAAAGUGUUUUAACAGAAUAUUUCAUGUAAUUUCAAGGUCACAGCAGAGUUGCCCUGCAGCCUCGUCGGCAAAGAGCAGGAAAUUCGGGAAAAAGCCUUAAAAAUGCUCCGAAACAGGAGGGAGGACCUCCGAAGGUCAGGAAAGGUAAUACAUACUGUACAUAGGGAACCUGCAAGCAAGUUAAAAUUAUUCAAUCCCUUACAAUCAAAUUAAAUCAUGAAUGUAAUGUCCGGAAUACAGACCUAGUCAGCCAAGGCUGAAUAAUGUUCCUGUUCAUGUUCUGCUUCACUUUCCUGGCUUCUCAUGUCGUGGCAAAACUUCAUUUCUGCUGAUUCCAUUGUCUAGGAGAGAGAAGGACUUCAGCUUCACUCCAACAGUAUGUAGCUUUUCUGUAUUUAUACCUUAUCAUUGUGUAAUAUAUAUAGUAAUACGUUUCAUAAUUUAGCUUCUAAAAUAUUGUGCAAUCACCAGCCCAAUUGAUAUUUUUGCCAUCUUAAUCCUCUCAGGAUCAGUACAGUAUAUGUGCAAACAUAUUUUAUGUGUUUACAGACGUGUAAGACUGCUGAAAAAAGGUGGGAGAACAGUGGCUCUUGGAGAUGCACAGUAAUCAUCCCGCUAAAGCAGAACUACACUGUCAUCGUAUUAAAGGGGGCUGCAGGAAGCAGCAUACAGAGGAAAUGCCUUGGGCGGGAUGGUAGCCCGGAUCAGGGCUCACAUACUGGCUCACGUGUGGGCAAUGAAGAAGUAGCACUUCACGUGUACGGGAGAAAAACAGCAGCCAGAGGAAUCCUAUGCAAUCUCAGUGAGAAUAAACUCCCCAGACCCAGGACUGGGGCAGGAAUUGCAGGAUUCUCCUCUAGCAUUUAUUUUGGCAUACUGUAUUUAUUGCUAUUAUCCUUGGUACAUGUUUAUAUUUGCCAAUAAUUGAAAUUGAAAUAAACAUGAUUAUUAUUCAUCCAUCCUCGUACCACAUAUCCUGGAGACGAGGGCCUGGAGCUUAUCCCAAGUAACAUAGGACACAAUGGUAUACUUUUGGAUGGGAUGCCAGUCCAUUGCAGGGAAUGCACUCACUCACACACUGUGGGCAAUUUAGAGAUGACAGUCUAUUAUUAUUAGGAUAUGUUAGGUUGAAGAAACUGUUAUUAAUCAUUUGUUAUCAUUUCUGUAUAAUCAGGAAUGAGUGUAAAUAUGUAUAUACAUUUUUUUGUUUUCCUCUAGCCUCGUACUUUAGAUUAUAUUAAUAAUAGCAUUCCCACCUUAGCAAAACCAGAACUUUCUCUUCUUGCUCUCACCUCCCUAUUUUGCGAGACCCCUGCGCCUCCCACUGACUAUAAAUAAAGGAGCCAAGGGGAACCACCCUUUGUAGCACAUUCUGCUGAGAGUGUGGGUACCCUUGCGCAAGUAAAACUUUAAAGUGUGUUGUCUCGUAAUUCAUAGUGUGUGCAGAGUUGGGGUGGAAAGCCUGACGCUUUCUCCAACAUAUAAUUUGGAGCCUGCCGGCAGCCACUCGGAGACGGGUGCAAGAAAGACCUGAGACGUGAAUUCGUCAUCAGGCCGGUGGUUAGAACUGCGCUCGACGUCUGGUGAUGCCUGACGGACCUCGGUGACGGAACACAAGCACACGGGAUAGGUGAGACAACAAGGUUAUUCAGCGAAAUAACCGGGUCAAUUGACGUGGGUUAGGCUUAGCCGUAAUUAAGCGGGUUAGGCUUAGCCGUAAUUAAGCGGGUUAGGCUUAGCCGUAAUUAAGCGGGUUAGGCUUAGCCGUAAUUAAGCGGGUUAGGCUUAGCCGUAAUUAAGCGAAGUAUGAACGUACAUGUACUGUCUGAAUGACUGGAUUAAGACUAUUAUAGAAGCUUAGAGUUGCUUUGGUCAGUCCAUUUCUUAUUUUGCCUGGUGGGAAAGAAGUACUGGUGAUUGAGGGACCAAGGACGGGUUUCAUCCCUGAAAACCGAUACCGCUGCGCGAACAGCGUGCAGUAGAAGGCCGUAUUGGUGUCCUCCCACAUAUCUCGUACCAGUGAAUUUCCACCCAGGACCUGUGUAGUGCGGAGAAAGAAAAAAAAAUGGGAAAGAAUCAGAGUAAGAAGAUUGAAUUAGAGGGAGAUGAGAAGUUCAUGGAAGGAUAUAAACCAGGUUCAGGACAAAUAAGUAAUCGGAGGUGGAGGAAAAAACAUGGAUUUGAAGGGAAACUCCACACUCCAGAUAUCUUAAAAUUACAAGGAAAUUUAAAACUAGAAAUGUUACGAACCUUGAAGAAAGGAAAAUUGGAGAAAAGGAAAAAAGAAUAUAAGUAUUCAGAUAAUUGGUUGGAACAAAGUAAGUUAAGAGAUAUACGUAGAAAGCAGAAAAAGGAUGAUAGAAAGGAUAAAUUAACUGCAGCCGCUCUAGUCACUUUAGAUGAUGAGACGGUGGCCAAAAUAAAACAUAGAGAAAAUAGACCACCAACACCACCACUAUUGCCUGCCCCCAUGCAACCCGUAGAUAGAAGGGAAAUAAAACAACCAUCAGCUACGGGCACAAUACCAAAGAAGCCAUCAGCUCUUCCUUCUUCCCCCAUUAUAACUAGGAGUAGAGAUCCUACGUUAUACCCUGUGCGCGAUCUAGCUACUGCUAAGGUUCGAUGGCAUCCGCGAAAUGAAGGCAUUGAUAUUGAUAGUGAAGAGGAAGAAAUAGAAUUACAAUGCCCCCUAGUGGAGGUGGCAAACCCUAAUAGAGAGCCAGAUGGAGGACCUGAAACAAUGUUAGUCUAUAGACCAUGGACAGCUGAAGAUAGAACGGCAGCAUUAAAGGGAAUACCUCCUGUUGAUGAAGGGGUACCAGAAUUUUGGACAGCAAUAUUGGAACUACAGAGCAGUUUCCACCUGAAUGGUAGAGAAAUGUUCCAAUGUUUAAGACAGCUGUUCAAUCAUAAAUGGGGAAGAGUAGCAGGAGACUUUACUGGUCAUGGACCAGACAAUCAACCACUUGCACAUAAUUCACAAGCUCUGCAACAGAGUAUGCAGCAAUUACAUGGAAGGAUAGAGACAGUGUUUAUGAGACGAGCAGAUUAUGGCAGAAUUGCACAAUGCAAGCAAAAGGAUGGAGAAGAGCCAGAGGAUUUUAUGGACAGGAUGCGAGUGGUGUUUAGAGGGAAUUCAGGAAUUCCUCAUAAUGAGGAAAAUGGAGGAGUUUAUCAGCAACAGUUAAAACGUGCGUUCAUCACAGGGCUAAAACCUGAACUGAAGAUACACAUAGAUAAACAUUGGGUACAUCAGAAUACUGGUUCAGUACAGCAAGCCCUAGAAUAUGCCCAACACGCCCAUACAGCACAAAAACAGAAAUCAGACGCAGUGUUUGCUGCUAAUGAUACUGUUGCAAUAAUACAUAUGAAUCCUCCAGGGAGGGGAGGGUUCAGAGGAAGGUCACGAGGCCAAGGAAGGGGGAGAGGUGCUUUUAGGAGCAAUCAGCGAAAUUUAUUACAGCAAGAUAACACUUGCUGGACAUGCGGAAAACUUGGGCACUUAGCUAGGCAAUGUAGAACCAAGUUUAUAAACAACCCAAAUUCCACAGAGAAUCAAUGACAAUUAGCCUGUGAACUAUCAAAAGAGCCAGAUAAGCUGCAAAAACAGGAUGAGACAGAAGAGAUAGAUUUGCAAGCAGUUUGCCAACUGCUAGCACUAAAACAACUUGAAGAACUACCAAAACGAAGGCUUAUUAUAAAUGGGAAAAUAUAUGAGUGCCUAUGUGAUACCGGAGCCUGUAGAACAGUGUUAACCACUAGCCCUCCAAGGGUCACCUUUUCUUCGUCCUCCAUAAAUAUACGAACUGCAGGAGGCCAAGCUGAAAGUCAUCAAUUGACAAAUCCAGUUAGCAUAAAAGAUGAGGAAACAGAGUUAGAAUGUCACGCCCAAGUGCUAAUAAGCCCUUCAUGUCCAGUCAAUCUGUUAGGAAGGGAUCUUAUGAUACAAAUGGGUAUUAGUGUGAUUGCAACACCCACUGGCAUGAAGGCUAUAGUACAAAAGCAAACUUUCGUGAUACAUGGCAUGUCAGCUCCACAGUAUUAUUGGUCCCUAGAUCUGGGGGGGACAGCACAGACACGUGAAAUAUUGAGAAAAACUAGAGAAAAGCAGUCCCCUAAACAAACCCAGUUCAUGCCUGGCGAUGCCUUACACGUCACUAUGUGGUACAAAGGCACCCCAGGACCAGAUUAUGCCUAUGACAAAACGUUUCAUGCCCUUCAAGACACUUGUAUCACCUUACAACAUAUAUAUGUUAACUCCACUACUGGCUUUUCUGCUGCUUCAGUCAUCUUAUCUAAUAAACAACAGGCUGUGUUCAGAGGGGGAACACCACACGUAUCUCUAUCAAAACCACCUCAGAUGCAGUGGAGGGACGUAGAGAUGUUCUUACGAGAUUCCAUGCACAGUUUCAAUGAUUACCAACCCGUACCUGGCUCCUUUUGGAGCUAUGACAAAAAACACAAUGUGUGGCGGUUUCCUUUGGGAUGGAGAGUUCAAACCACUCUCACCACACACUUGCAGGACCCAACCUGACAAAUUUUUCCAACCCUGGAGGAGGGAUCAUGUCCAGAUCUAGAUCGCCUCCCGGAAGGGUUGUGGUCGUCCUCCCCCGCUGAUGUAGGACUGGUAAAGGGGUUUCCACCUUACAAAGUAAUCGUGAAAUCAGAACACCGUCCGGUAGUUAGACAAUACCCGUUAAAACCUGAAGUAGAGAAAGGUAUAGCCCCUGUAGUGCAGGAUAUGUUGGCAUCAGGAAUAUUGCGAGAGGCUCCUGAGGCCACUUGCAAUACUCCUAUCUUCCCCGUCCAGAAGGGACAUACAGGGAAAUGGCGCAUGGUGCAGGAUUUAAGACCAGUAAAUGAAAUAGUACAACAUGCUGCACCAGAUGUGCCUAAUCCACACCUUUUGUUAAAUUCCUUGUCCCCUGACAAGAAGUAUUUUUCAGUAGUGGAUCUGAGUAAUGCUUUUUUCUCAGUACCACUACAUCCUGAUUCACAACACUUAUUUGGUUUCACUUAUAAAGGACAUAAAUACACAUACACUAGACUCCCUCAAGGGUUUUCAGAAAGUCCACAUGUAUAUACAAUGGCACUACGGUAUUCAAUGAGUUCCUGUAAAGUACCGUCCCAUAGUCAAGUGCUAUUGUAUGUAGAUGAUAUAUUAAUUGCUUCAGAUACAAAACAGCAUUGCAAAGAAGCCACACUGUUAGUGUUACAGCAUUUGUAUGAUACAGGACAUAAAGCAUCAAAACAAAAAUUACAGUAUUGCAGAGAGGAAGUUAUAUAUCUUGGACAUAAACUCUCCCAACAAGGUCGAUCGUUAUUAGAAACUAGAAAACAGGGAAUACAAGAGGCACCAAAGCCAAAGACUAAACAGCAAAUGAUGUCCUUCUUAGGACUUUGCAAUUAUUGCAGGGAAUGGCUACCUGAUUAUUCUGCACUCGUUCAACCUUUACAAACCCUGAUUUAUGGGAAGGACAUGGCACUGAAAGAUAAAAUUCAGUGGACAAAAGGAGAAUUGGCAUUCACAAACUUAAAAAUGAUGUUACAAACUAAUGUGACACUUGCUCUGCCAGAUUAUCAACAACCAUUUACCCUAUGUGUUGAUGCAAAUCAAGGGUAUAUGAAGGCAGUAUUAACACAGCCAUUCGGCGCAAAAGAGAGGCCAUUAGCGUUCUAUUCUAAACGAUUAGAUGCAGUGGCAGCUGGUUUUCCGCAGUGUUUGCAGGCAUGUGCAGCUGCUGCAGAAGCAGUGAAAUUAUCAGCAGAAUUAGUGUUGUGUCACCCACUCACUUUGAAGGUGCCACAUUCAGUUUCUUUAGUUUUACUGCAGACGCCACUGCCAUUCCUCACACAUGUUAGACAUCUGACCCUAGUCUCACUCCUGCUUUCACAGUCAAACAUUACUAUACAGCGAUGUGGUCCUCUCAACCCUAGCACCCUUCUUCCGACAGCGGAAGAUGGAGAGCCACAUUCGUGCAAAGCAGUUGUGGAAGAACAAACCAAACCAAGAGCAGAUAUUUUACAGACCCCAAUACCAGAUUCAACAGUUGUUUUUGUAGAUGGAUCAGCAUCAAAAAAUGACAUGGGGAAGAACAAGGUCGGAUAUGCUGUAGUUACAUCUACUGAAGUGUUAGAGGCCAAUGCACUCCCCCCUGCUUGUUCAGCACAAGCGGCUGAACUCUAUGCUGUAAUUAGGGCAUUCGAGCUCUUCAAAAACAAGCCACUUACAAUAUACACUGAUAGUCAAUAUGUGUUUGGAGCUGUUCAUCACCAUGCAAGAGUGUGGAAAAAUAGAGGAUUCAAGACAUCGCAAGGAACAUCUUUAACUCAUACGAACUUAUUACUCAGGUUGUUAGAUGUUGUGCAAUUACCAAAUUGCCUUGCGAUAUGCAAAUGUAAGGCACACCAAACUGAUGCUUCCGCAAUAGCUAAAGGAAACAGUUUUGCGGACAUGACGGCAAAAAGUGCUGCACAAAAACAACCUGCCUUAAAUGUUACAGAUGUCUUGUUGAUAGAUAGUGAUGUACUAUGUGAUGCACAGACUCAUGCACCUAAAACAGAAAUACAGAGCUGGAUUAAGAGAGGAGCAAUACAGCAAGGGAAAACUUAUUAUAUGAAUGACAAGCCCAUCCUACCAAAAAAUUUAUACAAGACAGCUGCCUUAGUGAGCCAUGGAAACACCCAUGUCUCAACAGGAGGGAUGGUACAUAUUAUUCAACAAUACUUUUAUACUAUAAAUUUUUCUGAUUAUGCAAAACAAUUUUGUCGAGCGUGCUUAAUUUGCUGUAAACACAAUGCACAAGGCAACAUAAGGCCAAAACGUGGCCAGUUUCCCGCAGCUGAGUAUCCAUUUCAAAUUGUACAUAUGGAUUUCAUUGAAUUAUCUUGGUCACAAGGGAAGAAGUACUGUCUAGUCAUUAUAGACACCUUUUCUAAGUGGGUAGAAAUAUACCCUGUAAAACACUGUGAUGCAAUGACCGUUGCAAAAUGUUUGGUAGGCCAUUAUUUCCCUACCUAUGGCAUACCUCAUAUUAUAAGAUCGGGCAAUGGGACUCAUUUUGUGAAUCAAACCAUGUCCCUUUGCUCACAAGCACUCGGGUUUACGAUAAAAAAUCAUUGCGCUUAUCACCCCCAGAGCGCAGGCUUAGUGGAAAGGACCAACGGCACCAUUAAAACAAGACUCAGAAAGACAGUGGAAGAGACAAAAAGACCGUGGCCAGAAUGUUUGUCUCUAGUAAAAUUAUGGAUGAGAAUAACUCCCACUCCUGCAGGAUUGACACCAUUUGAAAUAGUGUAUGGUAGACCGUUUCCCUUAGCAACCGAAAUGAGUGAUAUAGGAAAAGCAGACAGAGAAAAUACGUUAGCCGAUUGGAUGCGUAAGCUAUUAUCAUCGCAACAAAAACAUAAUCCCAGUAGUCUGCCAGUAAAUUCUGUUUCUGUUCAACAGGAUAAUCUGCAGCCAGGAGAUUGGAUCCUGGUCAAGGUCCUGUUGCGAAAGGAUUGGAGCACGCCUCGGUGGGACGGACCUUAUCAAGUCCUCCUCACAACACCAACAGCGGUGAAGAUAGCAGAGCGACCUUCCUGGAUACAUAAGAGUCACUGUAAGCCCAUCAAGCCCGUAUCAGAGACCUCUGUACCUUCGGAGUAGCAGUGGAAGUCCGCUACAAAGGCGCAGCAAUCAAUAGGAUACUGACGUCUCAACCCGGUGAAGAAAACAGCUGAUCUGCACUCCAUUUAGAAUGGCUCUGAUUGGGUGGGGAUGUGGUAAGGUAACUCUCGGUGUAAUUCUCUUUAUGGGAAUUGUUGGUCUGCUUCUGCACUCACCAGAGCAGGUGUUUCGCCCACCUAGAUGGACACAUGACGGCUCCCACCUGAGACCUAUCUCCACAAAUGAGACCCAUCCUUUCCCAUCCUUACAAAAUUACUGGUAUCGUUAUGUUUAUGAUUCAGCAAAGAAAGACAAUUUAACUAACUGUUAUGUCUGUACACAUAUGUCCCUGGAUCCCCAUGCCAGUCCCUCAUGGUUGGACUGGUUUCUUACUGGGUCCUGGUGGCAGUUACUGCUAAAGUUCUCACUCCCCAUUCUUGUUACAUUAUUAUUUGUAUGUUGUUUCAUUUGUAUUAUACCCUGCCUCCGUUCCAUGAUACAACAUACUUUUAGUUCUGUUUUUCUGCUAUACACUGCAGAAGAACAAAUGGAUUUACUAACCUUGUCUAGCCCUCUUAAUAAUAAUGAUGAUGUGAUCUGAAUGACGGUUGUGCUGAAAGUGUUUUUGCAAUUUGUACAAUACUGAUGCUUCUGAUCAUACUGUCAUGAUAAAGAGGAGGGACUGUUAGGUUGAAGAAACUGUUAUUAAUCAUUUGUUAUCAUUUCUGUAUAAUCAGCAAUGAGUGUAAAUAUGUAUAUACAUUAUUUUGUUUUUCUUUACCUUCAUAAUUUAGAUUAUAUUAGUUUACACGUAUCCUGAGCACGUGUUUAAAUAGUUGUCCACCUGAGGAAAACCAGAACUUCUUCUUACUCUCACAGUCCUUUCUUUGUUCUCACUCCAAGACCCCUGCCCCCCAUUGACUAUAAAUAAAGGUGCCAAGGGGAACCACCCUUUGUAACACAUUCCUUUGUAGCCUAGCAUGCAGAGAGUGUGGUUACCCUUGUGCAAGUAAAACUCUAA
Brienomyrus brachyistius is the source of this 9593-nucleotide messenger RNA. RefSeq names its product protein NYNRIN-like. The record is from RefSeq and is a predicted model, not a curated record. Gene Ontology annotation, biological process: DNA integration. The transcript is spliced from 5 exons. Gene Ontology annotation, molecular function: RNA-DNA hybrid ribonuclease activity; nucleic acid binding. Bases 5663 to 8572 code for a protein of 969 amino acids. NCBI's taxonomy places the organism in Eukaryota, Metazoa, Chordata, Actinopteri, Osteoglossiformes, Mormyridae.